Pantherophis guttatus is the source of this 4432-nucleotide messenger RNA. It is a transcript of the gene KRIT1, whose product is annotated as KRIT1 ankyrin repeat containing. NCBI's taxonomy places the organism in Eukaryota, Metazoa, Chordata, Lepidosauria, Squamata, Colubridae. Gene Ontology annotation, molecular function: protein binding. Gene Ontology annotation, cellular component: cytoskeleton; plasma membrane. Gene Ontology annotation, biological process: negative regulation of angiogenesis; regulation of establishment of cell polarity; cell redox homeostasis. The record is from RefSeq and is a predicted model, not a curated record.
CGGAGAGAAGCGAAACCCGGGCUUCAAGGAUGCGUCUCUAUCUGGAAAGUCUCCAAGGCUCCGUGGUAAGGAAAGCCGAGAGUUUCCAAAGCUUAGAGCGCUCCGGCGCUUUAUAUCGCUCUCCGUCCCUUUUGGCGCCGCUGCAGAUGCUCGUUUAUGGGAGACAAUCGACAAGCAUUUGGUUGGCGGAAAAGCCAAAAGCCUCCGCGGCUCCCUCCCUCCCUAAAUCGGCGGUCGUCUUGAGAACCACUUGGAUAGUCUUCGGAUUUGGGAUGCGUGGAUCUUCCCCACUGUGACGAGCAGUUGAUUUUUUUCCAGUAAGAAAAGUUAACAACAAAUGAUGGGAAAUCCAGAAACAAUAACAGAAGCCUACGUGGCUGUCAUUCGUCCAAAGAAUACUGCAAGCCUCAAUUCUCGGGAAUAUCGUGCUAAAUCCUAUGAGAUUUUGUUACUUGAGGUUCCCAUUGAAGGACAUAAGAAAAAGAGAAGGAAAAUGUUAUUAGAAACUAAGAUUCAGGAAGGCAGUGAUAUAACCCAAAGCAUCUUGGACUAUAUACUAGAAACCACCAAACCAAUUUCACCAGGAAAUCAAGGGAUUAAAGGAAAAAGAGUUCUACUAAUGAAGACGUUUCCUCUUGGGGAGGAAACAGGCAAGGAUGCAUCUCUUUUCGUUGUACCAACAGUUGUCAAAGAUAAUACAAAGUAUGUUUACAGUCCUGGAUGCCCAGUUUUCUACUGUUUACAAGACAUCAUGAGAGUCUGCAGUGAAUCCAGUUCUCAUUUUGCUACAAUAACAGCUAGAAUGUUACUUUUCUUAGAUAAAUGGUUAGAAGAACGGCAUUUGCAAUCUCAUUCGAUCCCAGCUUUAUUCAGACCAUCUCCUUUAGAACGGAUUAAAACAAACGUUACAAACCCUGCUUAUGCUGUUGAACCCGGACAGAGCGAGAGUACCCUUCACAUGGGAUACACUGCGUUGGAGAUCAAGAGCAAAAUGCUUGCACUAGAGAAGGCGGACAUGUGUAUUUACAACCCUUUAUUCGGAUCUGAUCUUCAGUAUACCAACAGAGUGGACAAAGUAGUUAUAAAUCCUUAUUUUGGACUUGGAGCUCCAGAUUAUUCGAAAAUACAGAUUCCAAAACGGGAAAAGUGGCAACGAAGCAUGAGCAGUGUCAUGGAAGACAAGGAACGUCAGUGGGUUGAUGAUUUUCCUCUUCAUCGUAGUGCUUGUGAAGGUGAUAUUGAAUUACUGAGUCAACUUUUAGAUGAAAAGUUCUCUGUAAAUCAGUUGGAUAGUGAUCACUGGGCACCUAUUCAUUAUGCAUGCUGGUAUGGAAAAGUAGAAGCAACACGAAUGCUGUUAGAGAAAGGAAAGUGCAACCCAAAUUUGUUGAAUGGACAACUCAGCUCCCCUCUUCAUUUUGCUUCUGGUGGUGGUCAUGCCGAUAUUGUUCAGAUUCUCCUAAACCAUCCAGAAAUUGACAGGCACAUCACUGAUCAACAAGGAAGAACACCGUUGAAUAUCUGUGAAGAAAACAAACAAAAUGAGUGGGAAAAAACAGCUAUGUUACUUAAAGAGGCCAUUAAUAAACAAUAUGAAAAAGUACGAAUUUAUCGAAUGGAUGGUUCAUAUCGUUCUGUGGAAUUGAAAUAUGGAAACAAUACUACUGUGCAGCAGAUAAUGGAAGGCAUGCGUCUUUCUCAAGAGACACAGCAAUACUUCACUAUUUGGAUCUGUUCUGAAAACCUUAGUCUCCAGCUGAAGCCGUACCAUAAGCCUCUCCAACAUGUUCACGACUGGCCCGAAAUUUUCACUGAAUUAACAAACCUGGAUCCUCAGAGGGAAACACCUCAGCUAUUUUUGAAAAGGGAUGUGAGACUACCUUUAGAGAUUGAAAAAAAGAUUGAAGAUCCACUGGCAAUCCUUAUCCUAUUUGAUGAGGCCAGGUACAAUUUAUUGAAAGGGUUCUAUGCUUCGUCUGAUGCCAAACUGAUCACACUUGCAAGCCUCUUGCUGCAAAUUGUUUAUGGAAAUUAUGAAAGUAAAAAGCACAAGCAGGGCUUCCUAAAUGAAGAAAACUUGAAGUCUAUAGUACCAAUCACCAAAUUAAAGAGCAAGGCACCCCACUGGACAAAUCGAAUACUUCAUGAGUAUAAGAGCCUCAGUACUAGCGAGGGUGUGAGUAAAGAGAUGCAUCAUCUGCAGCGCAUGUUUUUGCAAAACUGCUGGGAAAUUCCUACGUAUGGAGCUGCUUUUUUCACAGGACAAGUAUUCACAAAGGCAAGCUCAAGCAAUCAUAAAGUCAUCAGAGUUUAUGUAGGCAUAAAUGUCAAAGGGCUCCAUCUUCUAAAUAUGGAAACAAAGGCUUUGCUCAUAAGUUUAAAAUAUGGUUGCUUUAUGUGGCAGUUGGGAGAUGGCGAUACCUGUUUUCAAAUACAUAGUCUGGAAAACAAAAUGAGCUUCAUAGUUCACACCAAGCAGGCAGGUCUUGUCAUAAAACUUCUGAUGAAGCUAAGCAGUCAGCUGAUACCUGAGAGAAGCGACUAAAUUAAAUGGGGACCCAUUGUGUUCAAAUGUUCCACAUUGAUUAAUUGAACAGGAUAAAAGACACUGCCUGAUGGAGGUCCUACCGAAAGCGCCCUGAUCAUUUGUAUAUUUAUAUUGUACAGCACUAUUCUAAUAUAAUCAUUUAAAGUAUUUGGUUGGUAAAGCCAUAAGAAUAAUAUUUGUGUAUGUAAUUUACAGGAAUUCAGGAAAUAAAAUGAGGACUAUAAUUCUAGACAUACUGAGGCAUACUGACAAGGGAAUUCUUGGAGUUGAAGUGCAGAUAUCUUAAAGAUGUCAAGGUUGAGAAACACCUAUUUUCAAAAAGCAUGUCUGUUCUCCCAUGAUUUUUGGAGUCUGCAGACUGAGAGAAUGGUGUGUGUUCUUAUGCAUCCUCCAGAGCCACUGGACGUCAUGUGAGAUGGCUGUGCUUUUGCAUGGCCUUUAGAGCAGUGAUGGGCAAUUAAUUUUCCUAAGAGGCCACAUGAGAAACAAGGACCUUUGUGAAGGGCUGCCGCUGUGCUACCCUACAGUCGCCAUGGACCAAACAGAGAUAAUCAAAGGGCAGGAUGUGGCUUGCAGGCUGUAAAACAUUCUGCUUUAAAGUCUCCAAAAAGCAUGUGAAAGUGGGAUUUUACAGAACUCUUUCACAUGGUUUUUGGAGGCUAUGGAAAAGCAUUCUCCAAAGAGAGAGUGGAGAAUAAAUGAAGGCCUCAUGAAACCUAGAACAGCCUUGGGUAGACUAGGUAACAGGCCUGUCAAAAAGAAUACUGUCUGAAGGCCACAUGGCAGAUUUUGGGCUGUGGGGACAAUCACACUGUUCCCCAAGGCUUACACUCCUUGGAGAACAGGAUUAGGGUGGCUUUGCAUGGCACCUGUGGCACUAGGACUGAAAUCAAGGCCUGGGUCUCUAUUUCAGGCCCAGCCUUGGUGAUACUCUGAGUGCUGCUGUUCAGGGCCACAAGAUAUGGUGGGAGUGAGGAAGACAAUUGCUUCUGUUUUGGGUUUUGUGUGUGUGUGUGAGAGAGAGAGACAGAGAUAGAGACAUCAGUAGAGCCAAGUUAGGCAUUUUCUGAGUUUUUAAUAAACUGAGCCCCAAAGGUUUACCACAGGGGUGGGUUCUACUUACCUUUACUACCGGUUCGCAAUGGGAUCACAUGCGCAGACCGCCUAUGAUGGCAUCCAGGUCGAUGGGCGGAGCCUCCCAUCGGUUUUACUACCGGUUCUUGCAAACCGGUCCAAACCGGGGGCAACCCUCCACUGGUUUGCCCUUACUGUUCUAGGAAGACAUCAGGGUACUGGCAAUUCAAUAUGAAACCUAUGAAACAUUUGCAUGGGAUCUUUCUAAAUUCCUUAUUUGUGGUGUUGUGGUUAAAAAACACCAAAUUUGUAGUGGUGUGGUUGGAUUAUGAAUGGGAGACAUAUAUUUUAACUUGUUCACAAGCACACAAUUUGUCUGCUUAAUUUCAGUAUUUUUGUCUUAGCCUAGUCUACCUCACAGCUGGAAAAAAUAAGAGGGGGUACCCUAAGUAUGCCUUCCUGAACUCCAAAAUAAAUGGUGCGGCAUGCAUCCCACAAAAAUAAAUAAACAGAUGCCUAAAUUAUAGGUAAUUUGUGGGACCUGGGAAUCUCUAAGGCAGGUCCCUAAUCUCUAAGGUGUAACUGGCUACAUAUUGGUAUCUCAAAGAUACCUUAUUACAUAUUUUGAAUAAUUUAUGUCAAUAAGAGUUACCUUACAUAACAAUUUGAAAUAUAUGGUCCUUGUAUGCCCUUGCUGCAUCAGAUAAUAAUUCUGUUUUUAAAUUAUGUUUAUGAAAUACAGCAUUUAAAAAUAUUUGUAUAUAAGCUGAAGAAAAUGUUUUUUUAAAUAAAAAUGGUUGAUUAACAUAU